Messenger RNA from Bursaphelenchus xylophilus (pine wood nematode), 1239 nucleotides. The record is from the annotation of a GenBank genome assembly. Lineage: Eukaryota; Metazoa; Nematoda; Chromadorea; Rhabditida; Aphelenchoididae.
AUGCAGCGGCACUGUGCGUCAGCCGAUCAGGGGUUGGCCUACGGCCGGCCGAAGAACUAUUCUACUAAUUCAUCGAUGCAUUCAACGAUGGAGCGGGGUUCUUUGCUAUCGUUUGGAUCCAUGAGUUCGCGGACGUCGCUACUGGACUUUGAUCGCGACAAAAAGUGGUACAACUCGACAUUGGAGCUGGUUAAGGGCCAAGGAUCGGCGACCUUGAGGCCCAAACAUUAUCAUCAUCUCUAUUCUUCAACCAGGGACCUCAACGACUCCAGAUAUAGCCAAUAUUCAAGCUCUACGAAUGGACUAGCCAGACGUGAUGGAAGAUACGAAGAUGGUGAGAGACGGUCUAGUCUGUCGUCAGGACUAGCCUACUCUACCAGAACAUUGACUAAGCCGACGAGCAAGUUGGCUAGAAGGCCUAUGGAUGCUGACUUGGUUGCUGAUUCAGCCAAAUCUACUGGUUUUGCCAAGUCAUCCAAAAAUUUGGCAAAAUCCUCCGCAACUCUUGCUAGAUCCUCAGGACUGGCCAAAUCGUCAUCUGAAUUGGCCUAUUCCUCCGGGCUAGCCAAAUCAUCGAUAAAUCUUUCAAAAUCCGGGUUUGCUUCAACUCUUUCUCGUCUAAAUCCGAGAAAGUCCCGACUAGCCUAUCAAAACCCAGCCCUCGCUGACUCUACCGUAAGCCUCAUCCAGCAACCCUCUGCUCCAGCCUCUAAUUCGCCUGGACUAGCUCGUCAAUGCAACGGGCUAGCCCGAUCCAGCUGCUCUCGCCUCAACAAACACUCAUAUUCGAAUAAGGCGCUGUGUAAGGACCCAUUCAUCUACAACAAGCCCGCGAAAAGUCUGCCCCGAUAUCAGACCGAUCAAUUCGGCUCAACGCUAUCGCUGAAGCCGAUCAGAGCGAAGCCGGGCAAAGGUCGUUUGGCUGAGAUUAAGGAAGUUCAGCGCGCCAACUCUUGUGAUAAUAUGGAGCGAUUGUUGGCGAAGCAAAAGCGGAAACAACAGGAUGAGGCAGUUAGUGUGAUGGAUUUGAAUGGCAAAAAAAAUGGAGGUAAAGGUAGGUUUCCAGAAGGAGUUUGGACGAGAAAAGUGGAAGAAAGUAGGAGUUUGGUGGCGAUAUAUUCAGGGCUUUUACGUUAUGAUAUACUAGCUAACUAUAUAAGCCAACGGAUUGCGAAGGGCAAGGAAGCCAAAAUUAGAUUUUUACUGGAUUGGCUAACUUUAUGGGGGGUAUUGUUCUAA